AAAUGAAGUUCAUAUGUAAGACAUCCCUCCAUUGAGUUUUCUUGCGGAUUAAAGAGAAGAGAAGCUUCCACAUAACCCCACCUUCACAAGUCUCUUGUCCUCUGCUCACCGCCUUCCAUAUUUAAAUAAAUCCCUUCAAGAAUCAUUCAUCUGUUUUUCGAAAGUGAAAGUUUAAGACUUUGGUAGAUUUAUCACUUCAAUGGAAUCCUACGGUGGAUCCUACUCCUCCCAACCCUAUGCUCCCUCCGCACCCUCUUUGCCGGACUCCUACGCCCAGCCCUCUAACCAUUCCUACAACACCAACACUUUGCCGGGCUCCUACGCCCAGCCCUCUAACCAUUCCUACAACACCACCACUUCGCCGCCGCCACCUCCAAGCUACUAUGGCCAACCGCCGCCUCAGCCGCCGUACCACCACCAAGCACAGGGUUAUGGCUACCCACAGCCACCGGCGCCGAGUUAUGGGCAUAAUUCAUUUCCUCCGGGGACAAACCCGGAUGUUAUAAGGAGUUUUGAGAUGGUUGAUAGAGAUCGGAGUGGUUUUAUUGACGAUAAAGAGUUGCAGCAAGCUCUAUCUUCUGCGCACCAGAGGUUUUCUCUCAGAACUAUAAAGCUGCUCAUCUUUCUUUUCAAGGAUCCGCAUGAUUCUUCUUUGCGAAUCGGGCCCAAGGAAUUUGCUGCAUUGUGGAGUUGCCUUGGUGAAUGGCGAGGCAUAUUUCAGAGAUAUGAUAGAGAUAGAAGUGGGAAAAUUGAUUUGAUGGAAUUGAGGGAUGCUCUCUACAGUACUGGAUAUGCAGUCCCACCUUCAGUCCUCCAACUUUUGAUGUCCAAGUAUGAGAGUGGAAAUGGCAGGAAAAAUGAACUCAGUUUUGACAGUUUUGUUGAAUGUGGGAUGAUUGUGAAGGGUUUGACUGAAAAAUUCAAGGAGAAGGAUUCACGUUACACUGGUUCAGCAACACUUACUUAUGACUCAUUCAUGUCUAUGGUCAUUCCCUUCAUUGUGCAAUAUGAUUGACUUAAUUGGUAGUAUAUGUUUUAUAACCUUGAGUUCUUUCAUUCAGUUGUAUAAUUUAAAGGAGAAUUUGUAUAUUGAUGAGUGGCAAGUGUGAAUGAAAUUUUAAUGCAAGAUUGAGUUAGGUUUCUCUUCUAUGGAAAGCAAGCGUGACUGUGAUUUCUUUGAUUCAUGCUCCUUUUAGAGAGAAACUAUAGAUGAAAAAACCAAAUAGCGAUUAGAAAUUUUGUGCUGCUUAGACCAAACCAUCAAUUGAUCCUGUUUUCCGUGUGUAAAUUUGAAACAAAAAUAUAUUUCUAGUGUUUCAAGUGAUGUGUUUUUGAAGUUGGAAGAAAUAUUGGUAUUGA
This is a messenger RNA of Pistacia vera, 1359 nucleotides long. RefSeq names its product probable calcium-binding protein CML48. Gene Ontology annotation, molecular function: calcium ion binding. The record is from RefSeq and is a predicted model, not a curated record. The transcript is spliced from 5 exons. Bases 200 to 1015 code for a protein of 271 amino acids. NCBI's taxonomy places the organism in Eukaryota, Viridiplantae, Streptophyta, Magnoliopsida, Sapindales, Anacardiaceae.